GAUGGGGCUGUACAGAGGGAGGGGACACUCUUUUCAGCGAGAAGAAAAGAGGAAGGUGGAAGACGAGUGCGCCUCAGAAACAGAAGACAGAACUGAAGUACGAGACGCUUGAAAGGACGGGCUGCGCUAGAGAGGACCACACAUUUUAUACAGAUUCACAAUGAUUUUGGCAUCAAACUUCACCCUCUUCCUGAUGACCUUCAUGGUGGACAUCCUGUGGGCCGCCACUGUGAGUCCCUUAGCGUCUCAACCUUCAUUAACAAAAACUCACAUCAUCUACAUUGGAGGUGAUUAUGAUGACUACAAUGAAGAAACCCCUCAGCCCAAGCCUAACUCUAGUCUUCCUCGGUUAACCACUGCCCGAUUCACCCCACAGCAGUGUGAGUAUGACCUCUGUGUGGUGCAGGAUGUUCCCUGCUUUGAACUCUCUGCCCAGACCAAGUGCUACUGUCCUGGGCUUACAGGCCUGGAUCAGGUCCCUGAAUCCCCGCAGCUGCGGGAGUUGAAGCAGAGGGCAUCUGGGGAAGUGGAGGUCUACUGGUGCGCCCCGCUCUCUGCCAUAACGCACUACAAGGUGGUGAUGGACGACGAAGAUGGGCCAGUUUUUUCAGAGUCUUCCCGGAAUGCAACGAUCCAGGGACUGAAGUUUGGGUCCCGGGUGUGUGUUGUGGCCAUCAACAAUGCUGGGUUCAGUGUCAAGAACGACAGGUCAUGCGCUCGCUUUGAGCCACAACAGACCAGCCAGGCUGCCCUCAUGUCAGGAGUAAUCAUGGGGUGCGUUGGCUUCCUUGUACUGCUCUCAUUGGCUGCGCUGUUACUGUGGAGACGGAAAUCUUGCAAGAAAGCAGGGACUUUGGAUGGGGAGGGGCUCAGGAAUCCCUCAUACAGUGCUAGCGAGACAAUCUGAUUGGACAGGAGAGGGUCAGUAAAGAUGCAGUGAUGGACUGAAUGAAUGAUGGAGCACUGUGAUUGGCCAGUGAAAGGGGCGAGACAGUUAGGGAAUGUUUCAGGACAUUAAAGACAAGCUAACAUGGAAUAAUAAAGAGUAGACCAGAGCACUACUAAGAAGUUAAAUAAUGUGUUGCACCAUUGUGUGAAUGACUGAGCACAUGCAAAACAGGCCAAAAGUAUGGAGGCACUGGUUGCACUCUUAUGGUGUUAUUGUUUACUAGAGUUAAUUAUACCAAUUACUUCACAUUAUAAUGAUUAGUCAGCAUUAGAACCACUCCUUUAGAACUUACACCAACUUAUGCACAUAUGCAAGUCUUUAUAUAGCCUACAGGGAUAAAAGAGUGGCCUAGGUAAGAGUGGCCUAGGUAACGGAAACACAAAACACCAUCAUAACAAAACAUGUUAAAUGCAUUUAAAUGUAAUCUUUAUGCUGAGAAUAUUUACUAUCACAAAAAUGACCUGAAAACGAAACGAACUGUAGGUGAAAAAAUAAGUUUAUUAAAGGAAACGAACAAAAUCGCAAGGAAAACAGGAAAGCUCUGCCUACAGCGACUGCCAUAAAUGAUGACUGGAAGUGUAGCUUCUUUCUGCAGGCCCCCUAGUGGCCAUUUCUCAUUCAGAUAUUUUUUAAUUAAUGCAAUGAAAUAAAUAUUGUUAUCAGUUUACCUAGGACACUGUAUCACUGUGUUUGAAGCGUUGAGCUGCGAGGGAGCAAUGGGGUGCGAAAGAGGAGGAGUUAGAACUACCAGUCCACUGCUGCAAAACAGGUAGCAUUUAAUGGCUACUGUGUAAAAGGGUUGGCCAGCUCUUCAGAAGAGUGCACACCCCUAAAACACUGUAUUUGUGUUUCCAAAGUUCAGGCACUCAAUACAAAACAUGCUUAUUGACAUCCAGUUCUUCUGAAACAUUUCACUGGUUUACUGGGCUGUACUCUUACUCUACUCUAUUAUAUGGCAAAAACCUAAGCCUAAGCCUAGACUAAAGGUGAUUCAUCACAACCACAAUUUAAACUAAGACUAGGCCUAAUCCAAGUCUAGGAAACCAGACAUGGCUGUAUGAGUUAACCAAGGCUUCAGGAGCAUUGUGAAUGGUGGAUUUAGGUGGAUCUGAUUAGAACUGAAAUAAAACCCUGCCGGGCAAUCAGCCGAAGCAGAACAAAAUGAGAAGAAGAAGACUUUAAAGCCAGUUUUCACAGUUGAAGUAAUUUUAUACAGUCAGUGUUGCUUCCAAACUUUUGCCCUGUAUUGAAAAACUGCUUUAGGCCCAUCACACACCUACAGGAAGUUACUCUACAUGCUCCACAUGUUUCAAAACAGUUUUAAUAAUAAAUGUGUACCGUUUUUUUUUUUUAAUGUUUAAUUCAACUAAUGGUGCUGGAGCACCAGGGAAGCCUGGCGCUUCUUUAGGGUUUUAUAGAGUAUUAGUUGUACAGUUUGAAAGUUGUGUAGAUGCACAGAACUGUCAAUUAUGUUUUGACACAACUAACAUUUUAAGAUAAAAUUGUAUUUAACUGUGUUUGUCAGACUGAAAUGAUUUCUAUUGUGAGUUUAAAAUUUCAAUUGUGUUUUAAUUUUUUAAACUUCUUGAUUUUUUUUUUUUUAAUAAAGGAGUUAAACACUGUUAAAGUUAAAAAUAUACUGUUCAAUUCCCAGUCCAUACCGUCCACAUAUACAAACAAAGCUGCAAAAACAGCCUGUUUUAAAUUCAAUAUUUUUUUCUGGGGUCACAGACUCAUUUACAUAUAUCUGCAGUUUAGCCAUGCACAUUCACUCAGAAGUUAUAAAGAGUGUUUCACCCCAAUACACGGCAGCCAAUCACAACAGAUGUCAUUUACAUAUUGAUCAUCAGUCUUAAAGGCUGUUUAUUUUAGGGAAUAAACAGAAGAUGUAAUAAUGAUUUACGACUCAUGGGCGCUUAAAAGAGUGAGAUUUAGGUAUAGAAAUUAAUCAUGAAGUACUUCAAUAUUCAGUAGUACUGAAGUACUUUUGGUAUAAAAGUUCAUUUUGAUACCCAGCUGUAAUCUUUAUCUGAGCUUUUUUGGUGAUUGAUCUGAAAUUCUCAAGAGAAAUUAAUAGUUUUUUUUUUUCUACCUUCAUCAUUUAGGCAUCAACAUUUGCCCAUUAGUACUUAUUUCAGUACUUCAGUACCUGCUUUGCUAAUACUUCCUUUCCAAUUUCAUUAAAAAUCAUGUUACUCUA
Messenger RNA from Pygocentrus nattereri (red-bellied piranha), 3149 nucleotides. RefSeq names its product LRRN4 C-terminal-like protein. Lineage: Eukaryota; Metazoa; Chordata; Actinopteri; Characiformes; Serrasalmidae. The record is from RefSeq and is a predicted model, not a curated record. The transcript has 2 exons. The coding region runs from base 161 to 907 and encodes 248 amino acids. Gene Ontology annotation, molecular function: protein binding.